UGGGUCACUGUGGGUGUUAACACUACGAUCUCACAUAUGCAGUGAAAACACUGAGGUUCCGUGAGAUUCCUAUAGCCUUGAUACUGACACAUAAUAAUUUGCUCGUUAGCUCAUGCCAUGUGAUAAUGUUCUUGGAGCUACUCCCGCCCUAGAAGUUCCUCAUUCCGCCGUAGUGAUUGCUCGUUUUCAGUUUAUCCACAUCCAAUCGAUGUGUGGCGUCAUCAGGGGUGCCAUUAUGACGACUGCCCUAUUAAGAAUGACAGCUCGAGAGAAAGAGAGGGCAAUGGUGAUCCCUCCCAGAGCUUGUGCCGCACUCCGGAGCGCUGCCUCGCAGGAUCAGAACGUACAAUCCCAUCUCUUCUUUCCUCGCAUUUCAAUCCAUUCCUCCUCGGUUUUCUUCAUUCUACGACAGAAUCCUAUAAUCACUUGUAGCCUGCAGUGUCACACACAACGUGCUCUCUCUCCAUAGUAUCGAUUUGGCGUUCGUUCCUUCCACGCGCGUUCGUUUGUUCGUCGGUAAUGGACAACAGAAAGAAGAUAGUGAUGCUCGUGGAGGGAGGUCAACUUGGCACGUCGGUUGGCAAGACCGGUUCUAAUUUCUCCGACGCAGUUGGAAGUCCUGCGCGAGAACCGCAAGGAAAGACCGUCCUCCGGAAUUGUCUGAGUCCGGGUUCCGCAUCCUACUCGCGAGACAGAACAGAAGAGGAAGUGGAGGGCGCACCGGGAAGCUUGCGCUUGGAUAUAAGGCCGGUUAUGUCCUCUUCUACGGAGAAACACGGGAAAGAUCACACCAACAAAGAAGCAAGCAGCUCAGACACUGAGUCAGAUUUCUAUGAGGAAAUUGAUGUAAGCUGCACUCCAGAAAGCAUGGACUACUCCAACGGGAAAGGCCGAAACGGUGACUCCCCCAACCACCCGAGUGACAGCGGCAUGGAUCCCGGAAAGAUGGGUUCGGGCCAGGGCUCUCUUUCCUAUGGAGCGGAUCAGAUGAGGCGGUACAGGACAGCAUUUACACGAGAGCAAAUCGGCCGGCUGGAAAAGGAGUUCUACCGGGAGAAUUACGUGUCCAGACCCAGGAGAUGCGAGCUGGCGGCCUCACUAAAUUUACCAGAAACCACUAUCAAGGUGUGGUUCCAGAACCGUCGGAUGAAGGACAAGCGGCAGCGUCUGGCAAUGACUUGGCCUCACCCCGCGGACCCCGCCUUCUACACCUAUAUGAUGAGCCACGCAGCUGCAACCGGAAACCUCGGUUACCCCUUUCCUUCUCACCUGCCGUUACCGUAUUACUCCCACCUUGGAGUCGGAGCCAGCUCGGCCGCCGCGACCCCGUUUUCUAACCCACUCAGGCCCCUCGACAGUUUCCGUGUGUUGUCUCACCCCUACCAGAGGCCGGAGCUUCUAUGUGCGUUCCGGCACCCAUCCCUGUACCCAAGCCCGGCCCACGGCCUUGGUCCCAGUGGGAGCCCCUGCUCCUGCCUCGCCUGUCACUCGGCUCAAUCAAACGGCCUUUCCCAGAGGCCCACUGGAUCAGACUUCCCGUGCUCCCCAACGAGCAGAACUGACGCGUUUCUCACGUUUACACCGUCGGUGCUGAGUAAGUCUUCGCAGGUGACUUUGGACCAGAGAGAAGAGGUGCCACUAACCAGAUAAAACGAAGAGCGCACAUCCAUGUGUUAAUUGAACUGCAGGUCAGACACGCGCCAUAAGCUUUUGCCAUGAGCUUAUCAAACUAAAAUAAAAAAUAAGAAACAAGAACAGGACACAAACAGCAUGAAUACAAUGAUCACGUGGAGCAGACUCCUCCAUACAAGCAGCGGCAUAAAUGCAGGUACUGCAGCUCGCGCUUUUACGCACCUGCAACAUUUCUGAAAAGGAGAUGAGCAAGCUCGGGUUGCACAAAUUAGGCUACAACCAGUUUGUAAGCUAUGUUUUCAAGAACCAACGCGAUGAUCGCACACACAAAUAUAGUCUAUCCACUGACAAAUACAUUUCGGUUGCAAAACCCCAUGCGGACUAUAACAUUUUAGAAGAGUGGACAAAACCCCCAUCUGAUUCAUCGAAGAUUAAUUUGGUACAAGGAAAGCGAGAGCCCGUUCGGACUGGGAUUUACAGACAAACGUUUAUCCCCAUGAUGGAUGGCGAUAACGGUUUAUCAUUAUUUGUAGGCUCUUCACAUGUCCAAAUUGACCUAGGCGACAUGUAUUGUUAGUUACACAAGAAUGAUGUUUUCCAUCUACCUUUUAACAAGGGAAUUUGUUAACAGACUGCGUCGUCUCAUUAUGUCUUAGUUCCUGCUUGACUCUCCCUUUUUGACGGGCUGAGGCCGAAAUGUGCAGAUGCUGGUAAAAUUAGUAAGUUAUGUAUAUGUACUUGGUGGAUGAAUUUUGAGUGUUGAAUUAAUGAUAGGCCUAAUACCGGCGGAGCGGAGAGGCCGGGAAGGGAUUGUUGCUGCCAAACGGUAACAAGGCGCCAGGGGAACGGAUUAGCUCGCGCUGUCUUGACGGGGGAAGAGGAGUAGAGGCGACGGGAGUCUAAGAGGACGAAGAGAGAGGGGGAUAGAGAUGGAACGUGGGAAGAGAGAGAAGCCAUUGGACAAGCAAAUUAGGCCGAGUUCGCUCGAGCUGCCCAUCUCAUAUACCCUUGACUGAACACUUGCCACCACCUCUCCUCCCCUACUUCCAGUCAACUCUUCCCCAUCCUCGUAACCCUCCGCCAACGUUCAUCCUCAGAAAUAAUGCUUGAAUAAAUGCAUUUAUAACGACUGAAUCUGAUACGAUAACCCUUAUAUUUAUUUUUAAAAUAGUUUGGGGAAACUUGAUUAUUACAUCUUUCUUUAUUUUUCUCUUUACGCUGUUACUGAAAUACUAUUUCAUCGAAAUAACCUGUCAUUUUUUUAGGGAUAGGCCCUAUUACUACAAAAAAAUGCUGAAGAGUGCAAAUUCAUUAAAUAAAAUAACUAU
This is a messenger RNA of Esox lucius (northern pike), 2960 nucleotides long. It is a transcript of the gene evx1, whose product is annotated as even-skipped homeobox 1. The transcript has 3 exons. Gene Ontology annotation, biological process: regulation of transcription by RNA polymerase II. The record is from RefSeq and is a predicted model, not a curated record. Bases 520 to 1650 code for a protein of 376 amino acids. Lineage: Eukaryota; Metazoa; Chordata; Actinopteri; Esociformes; Esocidae. Gene Ontology annotation, cellular component: nucleus. Gene Ontology annotation, molecular function: RNA polymerase II cis-regulatory region sequence-specific DNA binding; DNA-binding transcription factor activity, RNA polymerase II-specific.